CACUAAUAUUUUCGCUGUGAGUACACUGCAUAGGCCAUUAGGACUCGCUGUCAGGAUCCUAGGAAUGUAAAAUUAGGAAAAUAUCAGUUUCAAAAUGCUUAAGCCCAUCCGUGUUUCUCAUUUGAAAUUUGUAAAAAGAUAUUUUCUUAGUGUGACACUGGAGUCGACACACAGAGCUUCUGUAACAACAUUAAGCGGCUCUCAGAAGUUUAAAAGUAGUUUCAAAAUUAUUGAGGACAACCCUCUUGACGUAGCUGAUGCAGAAAGAAACAGGAAUAAAUACAAGCUGCUGUUAGAAAACUAUUCUAAACAUGUUGCGCUUGCAAAAUCAGGAGGGGGAGAAAAAGCAGUUGAAAGACAUACUGUGAAGCAAAAGAAAAUGCUGGUUGCAGACAGACUGUGUUUACUUCUAGAUGAUGUAAAUGAUUUUUUAGAAUUGGCAUUGUCAGCAGGACUUGGGAUGCCUUAUGGAGAUGUUCCUCGUGCAGGAAUAAUAACGGGUAUUGGUAGAGUCCAUGGAAAAUUGUGCAUGAUCAUAGCUAAUGAUGCUACUGUAAAAGGGGGAACAAUAUAUCCUGUUGCUCUAAAGAAACAAUUACGAGCACAGGAAAUAGCAGAGCAGAAUCACCUCCCUACCUAUUAUGUAGUGGAGUCAGGUGGAGCAUUCCUACCUCUACAGUCAGAGAUUUUUCUACCAGGAGGAAGAACAUUUUAUAAUGAAGCCGUAAUGUCUUCACAAGGAAUACCUCAAUUAGCAAUAGUCUGUGGAAAUUGCACAGCUGGGGGAGCAUACAUACCUACAAUGGCAGAUGAAGCUGUGAUGAUUCACAAACAUGGAACUAUUUUCCUUGGUGGUCCCCCAUUAGUCAAGGCUGCUACUGGAGAAGUAAUCAGUGCUGAGGAGCUAGGAGGGGCUACACUACACUGCAGUGUGAGUGGCUGUACCGACUAUUUUGCUAAGGAUGAACCUGAGGCCUUUGAGAUGGGACGAGAUAUUGCGGAGACCCUCCCCUUCCAUGAUUCAUGCACAUCUGAUUCAGAACCACCAUUGUAUGAUGCUGAUGACAUUCCAGGACUUAUCACUCCAGAAAAUAACAUAAAUAUUUACCAGGUCAUAUCAAGAAUCACAGAUGGAAGCAAAUUUAGCGAGUUUAAGAAAAUGUUUGGUCCUUCAUUAAUCACAGGAUUUGGAUAUAUUCAUGGUUGUCUAGUUGGAAUUGUGGGGAACAAUGGCUCCCUCUCUGAACAUUCUGCAGACAAGGGAGCUCACUUUGUACAGCUUUGUUGUGAACGAGACAUACCACUGAUAUUUCUACAGAAUACUCAGGAAAAAUCAGACAGUCAAACCUCAGGUGAAAUGUAUGGUAAUCAGCUGAGGGCCCAUGCCAAAAUGCUAGCAGCCAUUAGCUGUGCCAAUGUUCCUGUAAUAUCUUUCAUCAUUGGAAAUGCCAUUGGACCAACAAGUUUUGUCAUGGCAAACAGGUGUAUGAGUCCCAACUUUCUGUUUUGCUGGCCUAAUGCUGUUGUCUGCGUAGAGAAUCCUGAUAAACUUACACAAGACUUGAUAGAGGAAGCUAAAGCUGUUAAUAUAAAAGAUUUGGAUACAUCAAGCAUCUCACAAAAAGUAAACAUGGAGAGCUCCUCGUUUUACGCUGCCUCUAGAGUGUGGAAUGAUGGGAUAGUUCUGCCUCAGGACACAAGAAGGGUCAUAAGACAGUCCUUAGAAGCUGUGAAUGCUUACCGACACAGAACUCAGCCUAAAGCUCAGAUCAUCAGAAUGUGAUAGACAAGCUAGCUGUGAUUUAUACUUCAUUUUCAUGUCUACCAUCUCAUCUGUCGAGAAUCUGUAGAGAUGUAAACAUUAAUAACAAAAUUAAUAUAGUAAUCAUUAACAAAAUUCUUAGUUAAAACUUCUGACUAUUUUUCAUUAAACAGAUAUUUUUAUACAUAUUUAUUAAAUUUGAGAAACUUA
This is a messenger RNA of Saccostrea cuccullata (small rock oyster), 1972 nucleotides long. Its product is annotated as methylcrotonoyl-CoA carboxylase beta chain, mitochondrial-like. The coding region runs from base 95 to 1783 and encodes 562 amino acids. Lineage: Eukaryota; Metazoa; Mollusca; Bivalvia; Ostreida; Ostreidae. Gene Ontology annotation, biological process: L-leucine catabolic process. Gene Ontology annotation, cellular component: methylcrotonoyl-CoA carboxylase complex; mitochondrion. Gene Ontology annotation, molecular function: methylcrotonoyl-CoA carboxylase activity. The record is from RefSeq and is a predicted model, not a curated record. The transcript is spliced from 11 exons.